This is a messenger RNA of Lichtheimia ornata, 1545 nucleotides long. RefSeq lists its product as uncharacterized. Gene Ontology annotation, biological process: signal transduction. Lineage: Eukaryota; Fungi; Mucoromycota; Mucoromycetes; Mucorales; Lichtheimiaceae. The transcript is spliced from 11 exons. Gene Ontology annotation, cellular component: protein phosphatase type 2A complex. Gene Ontology annotation, molecular function: protein phosphatase regulator activity. Bases 1 to 1545 code for a protein of 514 amino acids. The record is from RefSeq and is a predicted model, not a curated record.
AUGAUGAAAGGUCUGAAAGGCGUGCUGACAAGAUCCAAGUCUUCCGAACCACGAUCUCGAAAAACCUCUACACUGGCGUCUGAUCUGCAACAUGAAAGCCAACUUGGUGACAAUGCAGGAAUUCAGGCACCACCAGCAUUGAACCGAUCUCAACAAGAAGGUGUCAGUUGCUCACCUAUGAUGCCAAAGGAUACGAUUCUACCUAUUGGGAAGCUUCCUCGCCGUCAAAAAUCAUCUCGUUUCCAUGUCGCCCACAAGGUCGAACUUGAACGCUAUCCCGAUUUCCAUGAGGUGGCACCUUCAGAAAGACAAGACCUGAUGCUUAAGAAGCUCAAUCAAUGCCAAGUGCUUUUCGACUUUGAUAACGUAUCCUCUGAUUUGAUGAAUAAGGAGAUCAAGCGCAGCGCAUUACAGGAGAUCCUUGAUUAUAUCUCAACCACUCGUGGUGCUAUCAACCCAACUAUUUAUGCCGACAUUGUUCGCAUGUUUACUGUUAAUCUUUUUCGGACGAUCCCGCCUCAAACGGAUAUGUACAAUGAAGCUUUCGACACGGAUGAGGAAGAACCAGCAUUGGAAACAGCAUGGCCACAUAUCCAAUUGGUGUACGAGAUCUUUUUAAAGUUCAUUGAAUCGCCCGAUUUUAAUGCUCAUGCAGCUAAACGGCAUAUCGAUCACAAGUUUGUGUUGCAGCUAUUGGAGUUAUUUGAUACUGAAGAUCCACGUGAGCGUGAUUUGCUCAAAACGAUCUUGCAUCGCAUUUAUGGAAAAUUCCUGAACCUACGAGCAUUCAUACGCAAAUCCAUCAAUCACGUCUUCUUGCAAUUUAUAUAUGAAACGGAGCGAUUCAAUGGCAUUGCUGAGCUAUUGGAGAUCUUAGGAAGCAUUAUCAAUGGAUUUGCUUUGCCACUCAAAGAAGAGCACAAGACCUUUUUAUUCCGUGUAUUGAUGCCCCUCCACAAGGCGCCAUCACUUACGUUGUAUCACCCUCAGCUGGAUUAUUGCGUCGUUCAAUUCUUAGAAAAGGAUCCAACACUGACACCAGAGGUUGUAAACGCUCUAUUGCGCUAUUGGCCAAAAGUGAAUAGCAGCAAAGAAGUCUUAUACCUUGGCGAACUUGAAAACAUCCUUGAUGUUACUGAUUCUAUCGAAUUGGCUCCAGUGAUGGUCCCCGUAUUUCAGCGUCUGGCACAAUGUGUCUCAAGCCCUCACUUUCAGGUUGCUGAACGCGCUCUUUAUUUCUGGAAUAACGAUUACAUUGUGAAUCUGAUCAGCUGCAAUAUCGACACAGUGAUGCCAAUCAUGUUCCCUCCACUGUAUGAUCAUUCAAAACGCCAUUGGAAUAGGGCAAUUCAUGGUCUGGUGUAUACAGCGCUGAGGAUGUUUGUUGAUAUCAAUCCAGGAUUGUUUGAUGAAUGCACGCACCAUUUUAGGCAAGAAGAGAUUGACAGGCAAAAACAUCGACAACAUCGUGAAAUGGUAUGGCGUAAAUUAGAGCAACGUGCAUGUGCCUUGACACCACAACCUGCAAGCGACAACGUAUGCUGA